CACAUGACCGAGAAGAAGUUAGAGCUAAAAACUCCAAUCUCAAAGUGUUCGGCUUCCAAAGAGGAGGAGGAGACAAUGGCACAACCACCUUGGAAGACGUGCAUGAUGUCACAAUCUCAUGGGAUUGUCUUGUUGUCCUCGACAAAGACGGACGAUGUACAGCCUACAAGACGGGAAAAGAUGGCAAUGAAGAGGUCUUAUGUAAAUCUGAAAACUUCAAGAGUAUUUCUGCUGGGGACAGUCAUUUGAUAGGGUUGAAAGAAAAUGGCACAGUUUAUAGUAUGGAGCUUCCCGCCCAUGAAUUGAUACCAAAAGAGGUAGCAGUUGGUAUUCCAGUGAGGACAGUGACAUGUGGUAAAGAGCACACGUUACUUCUGACAGGAUAUGGUAGUGUUUAUAGCUUAGGGGCCGGCAGCCGUGCUCAGCUUGGUCUUGGCAAUGUGGAUGUGGACCCCGUGAAGUCACCUCGACUCAUUGAAAGCUUAGAGGGCAUCAUCAUCAAUCAGCUCUCUGCUGGAGGAUGGCAUUCAGCUGCUGUGUCAGAUGGAGGUGAUCUAUACCUGUGGGGGUGGAAUGAGAGCGGACAGCUCGGCUUCCCAUCCAAGUCUGUGGAGCACUCGCCUGGAAGAGAUGACGUCUCCUUCCUCCCGACACCCACUCUCCUUGACAUUGGAGAGGAGGAGAUAAAGAAAGUGGCUUGUGGAUCCAGACAUACAGCAGCCUUAACAGAGCACAAUGAUGUGUAUACCUGGGGAUGGAAUGCUUAUGGACAGCUCGGGCUUGGAGACACACAAACAAGAGACCAGCCUACACAGGUGCAAUAUUUCAAAGACAAUGGACUGGUUGUGGAGGACAUUUUCUGUGGUGGCUGGAAUAGUGGUUUUGUCACUAGGAACACUCAAAAGGUUCCUUAAUUUGGGCCAAAUAUCUAAAGUAUCCAUGUCAGAUUAAAUCUGUCUAAGUCGUUGCAUGUAGCGACGAUAUGUGUGCCAAGUUUCAAACUGAAAUCAAAGGGACAAUCGCUGCCACUGAUCAGUAGUCAGACUGUCAGCUGGGACUUUAUCUUAUGAUAGAGACAAUGCUACGUGCAGUAUGCGGACACUUUUUGUUAAGAUGUGCCAAUCAUCCUUGGUGACAGUGUGGAGUAGUAGAGCAAAGACAAGGCAUCCAGGAGGACUCGUUUGAGUCUUCUGGCCAUGGAUGUCCCGGGGAUGUUCGAGUUGUUGAAGAAGUUGAUGCAGGCAGUUAGCAUGGACAACCUGUUUAAGGUCAGAGAGCCUUGUGGCUGGGGAGAUUGAAGUAGCAACCAACAGUGCUUAGGUGAAGCAUCUGGCUAAGUCACUUUCUGCUCAAUGAUGUUACUGUUUUGUCGAUGCAAUAAAGCUUCAUUAUUUAGAA
Messenger RNA from Lineus longissimus, 1398 nucleotides. RefSeq names its product RCC1 domain-containing protein 1-like. The transcript has 6 exons. The record is from RefSeq and is a predicted model, not a curated record. Bases 282 to 914 code for a protein of 210 amino acids. Lineage: Eukaryota; Metazoa; Nemertea; Pilidiophora; Heteronemertea; Lineidae.